GUCGGAAUACCUCCUGAUUUUACUAUAAUUAGGCCAAGUGCGUUCUUGACAACAGUCUGAACAAGUGAUUUUAUUUUUAAGAUAUAUUGUAAUAUGUAAAUCUGGAGAUUUAAGAAUGGCGAAAGUAAUGGACCCGCAUAUUGCGGCCAUCAUGGCUCAAUAUAACACUCCACCAGGGGAAGAAAAAUCACAGGAACAGGUGCCAGAAGAAAAUAAAAAACCAAAACCCCCCACAAACUAUGAGGAGUUCAUGAAAGUGGAAGGACUGGAGGAAUGGCCCCAGAGGCUGACCUCUGAGGGAGCUUUGGAUAUUUCUGAUGAGGCGUUUCUGCUAGGAUCUCAGGAAGAUAUUGCGGCCAUUCUCCGGGAGUCGGCACCGCUGGGUCUGCACAUGUUGGAGGACCUGGAGAAUCGAUUGGACCAAUUAGAGGACAAGCUGAGGUUCUACGCCGACCAGGUCGUUACCGAGGAGAAAAAACUUCAAAAGGAGGAGGACAUUCCUUACGGAGUCAGUCGAGCAUUUAUAACACAGAUGGCUGAAUCUGAUGCUGUUAAAAGUCACCAUAGUGCUCGAGGGAGGAAAACCAUGAACAAGGAGGACUCGGAUCUGGUGGAAACAAUGAUAGAGACCAGAAAGAAGAGCAUGGACUACUGUCAGUUCCCGGGAUUCCGGCAUGGAGAGCUGAUAGAACUCCCAGGACAACUGGAGUCCCCACCCAUACUUCACAGAGUCACCAAGGCCCAAAACUUUAAUCCUGGAUUUCGAAAGUUUUGGAAGAAGUUGUUUUUGUCGGAGGCAUCUGUGGCGGUGAUGCAGGACACCUUUUGGUGGUUCUUCCUGAACCGCUUCGAUCCAAAGAAUGUGGAUGAGAGGAACCUUUUGUACGACAGGAUAGCGGACAGCUUUGUUGGUCUGUUUGCCAGUAUUCACAAAGAUGUCAAGGACAAAUUUUUAUCGGUAUACCCAGACUGCCUUGCCCAAGCAAUAUAUAUGGCCUAUUGGACAGCUUUCCCUGAGUCCCAUGCUAAAAUGGAUGAGACUUUCAAACAAGACUUGCUCAAUGUGGUUCAUGAAUGGGUGACAGGUUUGAAGCCAGUUCCUGGAACAUGGAGGACUUGGAACAUUCAGAAAAUGGAGGCUAAGGCUCCUAAGGGGCUGGAUCGAGAAUCAAAUCAGGCGACCACAAGAUUGAUGCAGGCAGCUGCUCUCAAUAAAGAAAUGAAUCUAAGCCUAGACAUGGACUCCUUCAACAAAAUGAUGGCUGCUCUGGGAGGAAACACGACAGGCCCCUCGUCCACUGUUAGCCCCAUCCCCCAGAAUGUCUCCCGAGAGGCCACGAAGCUGACCACGAUGACAAACUUCACAAACAUGACCAAUGGGCUGUCCGUGGCGUCCCAUAACUUUAACCCACUUCCUGUGGCUCCGUCCCAGAGUUCCAUGUCAAGGUUGGCGACUUGUGGAACAGCCGCCCACAGGGUGGAGAAAAAGGAGUCCCAUCAGCUGGGCCCAGGACCAGAUUAUGAGCGGGUUCUCUUUAACACCAGCGGUCGCAGUCCACUGAUUUCACACUACCUUCAUCUAAGACAGCUACGGGAUUUCAAUCAACCGGGCAAAAAAGUCCGACGAACAGAAAUUGCUGCCAUGCCUCCGCCUGGGCCCACCUAUAAACAGCUGAUAGAAACCCGCAAAGCCAUGUCUGAGGCCCUCAAGAAGGAGUACGAAAAAAUCUGUGAUCAGACUCAUAAAGACAUCAUGGACAUAGAAAGAAAGAGAAUAAAGACGAAUCGUGAGAUCAGCAACAUCACUCGGGAGCUGAUGAUGACCAAGAACCCGCUCGACAUCAAAAUCCUGAGUGAACGCGUCAUGGCAAUAAAGGAAAACAAAGAUCCAAUCUUACUGAAGAAACUAUACAAAAACAUGAAGGUUAUCGAGGAUCGGGAUCAGGAGAUGUCUUUGUUGGAUAAAGACUCCGACACUGGUCUGGUGGACCCACUCCACGGCCAGGAGGAAGAGGAAUGAUGGGAUACACGCGGUCAGCGAGCUGUGAUAAGGGAAACAACUCCAAACAAUUAAAGCUGAUUGAUCACCUGUACACGGCAGUUCCUUUGUUAACUGAUGUUUCUGUGAUAAAAUGUGUUUUCAAAAUGACAUUGUAUACAUGUUAUGUAUUGUUUGUAUGAGAUUUCUGACAUUCAAUAAACAAAUUAUUAAACAAGA
Magallana angulata is the source of this 2218-nucleotide messenger RNA. Its product is annotated as protein FAM227B-like. The record is from RefSeq and is a predicted model, not a curated record. The coding region runs from base 116 to 2020 and encodes 634 amino acids. Lineage: Eukaryota; Metazoa; Mollusca; Bivalvia; Ostreida; Ostreidae. The transcript is spliced from 18 exons.